Messenger RNA from Zerene cesonia (dogface butterfly), 4777 nucleotides. RefSeq lists its product as uncharacterized. NCBI's taxonomy places the organism in Eukaryota, Metazoa, Arthropoda, Insecta, Lepidoptera, Pieridae. The transcript is spliced from 10 exons. Gene Ontology annotation, molecular function: protein binding. The record is from RefSeq and is a predicted model, not a curated record. Gene Ontology annotation, cellular component: plasma membrane. Bases 297 to 3248 code for a protein of 983 amino acids.
GGUGCAACGGUGGUGAGUGUCGCCUGGUUCAGUCUUACGCGCCGGCUUGGAGCAUUAAGCAGAAUUUUUCUACAGUCCUUAAUCGUGCAUAGUGAAUGUGAUAUAUAAUUAGUGUUGUGUGUUGUUGUGCCAAUAUGGUCGUACUGUAUAUUGUAGUGUUGUGACCACGAGACAUGAAAGAUUAAUUGUGCUGUCAAAAUAUUUUAAAAGUUAUGCCAAUAACACUUUUUAAAACCCUGAACAAGAUGAAAAUUUUCCAAUUACUUCGAAUCUUGUAAUUAUUUAAAGCUUACACAAUGGUUAAUGGAAAUUACGUGCUAUAUGGUGACCGACCAGCCUCGGAGUCAGAAAUUGUUGAUGAUCACGUGCAUACAAGAACCGUGGAACGCAAGACUAAACGCAAAUCCAACAGAUCAGCUAAUGAUUUACAACGCUCACUAAAUUUGGCUCAGAAGUUGGAUAACGAGACAGAUGCUGAUAAAUACAUCAAGAAGAUCAAAGAACCCAGAUUACUGCGUUAUGUGCCAACCACUGAGGUUCAAGAAAAUUAUGUGACAGAAAAAUUUGAGACGUACGAUUUGAAGCCUAUUGAAGAACCGAUUAAAAGAUAUACAUUUGCUAAAAAGCCCAAGAAUCCCAGUGAUGGUUCUGUGAAUUAUGCUUAUUCCCGAUCGAGCAGUAGUUGUAGUUCACCUAAUGGUAAUUUGCCGACAAUUUCUGAGCACGGUGAACAAUAUGGCACGUACAGAAUACGAUCUAUUCAGACUCCAACAUUGAACGAGGGGAUGAGUUAUGAAUCAAAAUUUGAUAAAUACUUCGCCAGGCCGAGGGAUGUUCAACCUUUCAGCGCUAAGGGAUCGCAUCCAGAUAGUUUGUAUCGAGUGCCAUCGGACGGACCGGGCAGGGCAAGGAAAAUAGUGCACGUACUCCGUUUGUUACGAUGGCCAGUCGCGCUUUUCGGAGUGUGCGUUGCUCUAGCUGUGUUUGUUUACUUCCUCAUGCCUGAAAACCUUGGACAAGAUAUAGACACCAUAAAUGCGACCACCUGGGAACAAAGCUUUACCGAAGCUCAUUCUUACAGUUCUUCUGCACCAACUUCGUCAACGCAAAAACCGAAAUUGAAACAAAGCCAUCCAGAGAAAUCGAUUAUAUCUGGUAUAAAAGUAACAGAAAUAGAUUUCUAUGAUGCUGAGAAUGACACAAAUAUCGAUUUAUCUUCCGUGAUCGCAGAAACCAGUCCUACAAGAAAAUUCCCAAUUCCUCCAGUUUUUCCAACACACAUAGAGCCAGAAGUACAAUAUGGAAAUGAUGAGGUCGAUAGUUUACGAAAGCCCAAAAUCCUCGAAGAAACAAGUGCAAUUCCUGAUGACUCAACUCUGAGGCCUCAUAUUACUCAACAGCCAGAAAAGCCUUUAGCGAUUUACUUCAAAGAUAUCGAUGCUGUGUCAACAAGUACUGAGAGGGUGACUACAGAAAUAAUAAAAAAGUCGGAGACUACAAAUAUUUCUCCAAAAUCUAAAAUCAAUGAUAACCUUGAAGAAAACUAUACGACAAAUUCAAUUGCGAAAACUACUACUAGACCAUAUUAUGUUCCCAUCCAUGAGACUUACACGCAACAAUCGAGUCUUAAUGAGCAACAAAUACAUGGAACACACAAAUUGGUGCCGAAAGUAUCAAUUGACAUUAAGGAAUAUUACGGACAACCUGUAGUUAACACUGAUGUUAAGUUUACCUCGGGCCAUUCAAAACUUUUCGGUAUAUCUAUAGAAGAUGCAGAAAAAAUGAAAGCUACAACACAGAGCUCGUUGUACAAUACUAGAGUUUCUCCUACACUUCCUACUUGGAGAGAUAGGGGCGACACUACAACUAAAAACUAUCCAAUAAAUACUCUAUCUGACGUACCCCAAUGUCGAUCAACGCGCCUACCUCUCUGCCGAGGAAUCUUGCCAUAUGACUUAGCUGGAGCACCAGCCAUCGUGGGCAAGAAAGAAGUUACUCAGCUGUUACCACAGAUCGAGUACUUAGUAGCAACCAACUGUAGCGAAAGGGUUCGCCACUUUGCCUGUGCUCUCCUUGAACCAGAAUGUAGUCCGCCACCCUAUUCCUCUAAAUUACCUUGCUACAAUUUGUGUAAAGCAAUCGUGGAUAACUGUGAGGGCUACAUCCCAGCAGAAUUAAAUUCAAUGUUUAGUUGUAACCAGUAUUCAAGCAGCAACUGCGCUAGCGCUCGUGCUCCCUGCUAUGGAAGGGAACUGGCCUGUGGGGAUGGAUCCUGUGUUCCACGUGAUUGGGUUUGUGAUGGAACUAAAGAUUGCCCCGGAGGAGAGGAUGAAGCUCCGUGCUCGGCGUGUGAAGAAAAUGAAUUUCGAUGCAGUUCAGGUCUAUGCAUAGUAAAACGCUGGGUUUGUGACGGUUAUUCUGAUUGUCCUAGUGGUGAUGAUGAAUUGGAUAAAAAUUGUUAUACUCGAGCUCCGAACCGAGUGUCUGCAGCAGCAGAAGUAGAGGAACCCGGGGAAGAGUCAGCUGGGUCAGCCCCAGCCCCGUCUAUAAGGAAGCCGAAUAGACUUCCCACACAAGAAAUGCGGAAUGGUCACUAUAGAAACGGAGAAACUGAGAGCAGUAAAGAGCUGCUCAUGACCAGCGAUUCUACAAAUUCUUUUAAGCGUAAUUUCACUCGGCGACCUUCGCCAUCUCGUCUUACUCCAUACUCAAGACCAAUGCCAAAACCAAAAAAACAAGAAUCUGAGGAAGAGCCUUUAAUCCCUGGAAGUAUUACAGAAAGGCCCCGAUGGAUGUAUCGAAAAAACUUUAGAAAACAUCAAACAAACGCAUCUGAGAAGAAAAAUGAUUCAACCGAAGAUGUCAAUAUGGACGAUUUGGGUGUAUUUGGCAAUAUAGAAAAGGAUGGUUCUGAUAAAAUUAAACAAACAAUGAAACCAGAAGAAAUUGCCCCUGCAACUGUUCCGACGCGACUUGAUAAAUCACUAGAUAACCUGGAAAGAGUUAUUGAUGGUGCUGGUUUAUUAAGGAAAGCGGCUAUCGUUCGAAAGCAAGAAAUGGCAGACUCCCCAGAAUCCAACGCAACUCUAUUCGAAACCGACGAUUUAGGACACAAUAGUGCCCAUGCGUCUCCUUGUCCGAAUGAAGAAUUGCGGUGUGUGGACGGCAGGUGCAUCACACUCUCUCAACUGUGUGAUGGUACCAUCGACUGUUCGGACCACGCCGAUGAAGAUAAUUGUUACACGUGAAUAACAGAAUAACUAAUAUUGGCUAUACUGUGAAAAAAUUCUAAUUUUAUUACGUUUAUUUAAUUAUUGUAUGUCAAUUUUUUAUCGACGUGGUGUCAUUUUAGAUGUCAAAUAAUGCUCUAGAUUUUGAAAGUAUUAAUCCAAUAAAACCUUUAUGUUUAUUAUUUGUUUCGACGUUGUCUGAAAAGUGUCCGUCCCUAGUUCUAAGAUUUGUUUAAAAGACAUUAGACGGUAAGGAAUAUUAUAAUGUGAAUUAAAUAAUUCGAUUUUAAUAAGCUGUGAUAAAGGAAUGCAUCAAUAAAUCUAGAAUUCUAAGCUCGAUGUAAUUUUAUAUCAUAGCUAUGUGUCUCUUUAGAUUAAGUAUUUUAAGCGUGUAAUCUAUAUGUUUAUAUUUUAUACUACUUCCGCUUUCUCUUAAAAUUUGCACUCAUUCAUAACAAUGUUCUGGUUUGGAUAAACUAUUCGAUAACUAUCCGAUAAUAUACAUAUCAAAAAUGCCGCUGUGGUUUAAAAUAUUAAUAAUAUUUGCUUUAUAUACUUACAGUAAGUACAAAAAUUUACCAACUAAACUAACAUGCUUCGUUAAUUUCAUCACAAAAUAAUAAACCAUUUGGUCAGCUAUUUUAAUAAAUUAAGGUUGUAAAUAAAUUUAGAUUAUAAUUAUUUAUUUAGUACGUUCAUUGUCUUCACGUGCGCUUUCAUUCACAAUGAUCAACAAACUAUAUUGCACAACAUUUUUCCGUGUAGUAAGUAAAUAAUAGUCCAGUCAAAUAGAUAAAAAUUAAGAGUGAAGUUACAAAAAUUCUCAUGUACCAUAAAGAAAAGUGGUAGAAAUUGUGGUUCUUAGGAAAAAAAAUUAGUUCCUAUUUGUAGAUAAUAAUAUUAGAAUUAUUUUUUUUUAAUUUUGGUCAAAAGUGAUUUUAUGGUAAAACCUUCUAUUCCGUUUCGGUGAAAUUCAAGAAAAAAAAAAUUCUUGCAAGUACAGUACGAAGUUUUUGUACCUUCAAGUGUCUAGACUGGACUAUAAUAAUUUGCAUUAGAAUGAAAUGUUUAUAUUUGUCCUAAAAUUUUUAUAUAAUUGUUUUAUUCGACAAGUCCAAAGUAAUGUCAUAAUAUGAAGUGAGUAGAUAUAAAACCUGAAUUUAAGGUGUAAGUUUAAGGCAGAUUUCGUAGUGUGUUAGAAAUUUGAUAUUGAUUAGAAGUAAAAUAUAAUGCUAUAUGUAUAGAUUAAGGAUGUUUGUUUUUCAUUUCAAAUUGAUAUAAUUAUAUCAAUUGUCUGUGUCUUUAUCCUCUUUAGGUAGAGAUGAUUCUAUUAAAAUUGAUUUUUCGUGCUAAUAACGAUUAAUCGUUAAUUAGCUUUAAGAUCGAGCGUUAAUUAUUGUCUAAUUUUUAAGAAAUCAUUGUCAAAAUUAGUCUGUAUUAUUGUUAUCGUUCUAAAACAUGACCAAUUUGUCGUACGAACAAUUUUUUGUGUGUUUGUUUUUUUUACUUUUGUAAUUUUGUAUUAAAUAAAAAUAAUAUGCCAUUUU